This is a messenger RNA of Fusarium poae, 1659 nucleotides long. RefSeq lists its product as uncharacterized. Gene Ontology annotation, cellular component: mitochondrial inner membrane. Gene Ontology annotation, molecular function: ribosome binding. The record is from RefSeq and is a predicted model, not a curated record. NCBI's taxonomy places the organism in Eukaryota, Fungi, Ascomycota, Sordariomycetes, Hypocreales, Nectriaceae. Gene Ontology annotation, biological process: intracellular monoatomic cation homeostasis. The coding region runs from base 1 to 1659 and encodes 552 amino acids. The transcript is spliced from 2 exons.
AUGAGCGCUUCCUCCCUCGUCGCUCGCAGAGCGUUUGCCCGGAACCCCUUGAUGGGAAAUGCCCGGGCCCUCUCGCGAGGUGUUACUCCUGCCAUUCUUGGUCGCCACGUCAGUCGGCAUGCCCAAAUCCCCGCCAUCUCUCUAUUGAUCCCGCGGUCAAUGAGUACCGAUCAUCACCGACCCGAUCCCUCCAGCUCUGGCCCACCCCCGGGCUUCAAUGCCGAGCAGGCUAAGAAACCGCUCCCCAAGGAGUCCGCUGGUUCCAUCGUCGCCAAAAAGGAGGACAAGAAGCUUGAAAAGAAAGUCAACGGUACCCAAGUUCUAAAACCUGCCGAUGCUGCCGCCAGUCCCGAUGCCAUCGCCCAAGAAGUCGUUGGCACCAAUGAGGGUAUCAUGGAGAAGUCUGAUGCCGCUCAAAAGGCAAAGGAGGAAAAGAAGCUCACCCUUUGGGAGAAGGUCAAGAAGGAGGCUCACCACUACUGGGAUGGAUCCAAGCUCCUCGUUGCUGAGGUCAAGAUCAGUUGGCGACUAGCACUCAAGAUGGCCGCCGGAUACGAGCUCACCCGUCGCGAGAACAAGCAGCUACAGCGAACGGUCCAGGAUCUCGGUCGAUUAGUGCCUUUCUCCGUCUUCAUUAUCGUUCCUCUGGGUGAGGCACUUCUGCCCCUUGCCCUCAAGCUCUUCCCCAACAUGCUCCCCAGCACAUUCGAGGGACAAAAGUCAAGGGAAGCCAAGGCUACUGUCCUACGAUCAACACGCAAGGAGGUCAGCGAAUUCUUGAGACAAACACUUGGCGAGGGUCUGCCACUAAGCCAGGCCACAACACAAAAGGAGGAGUUCUCCAACUUCUUCCGCAAGGUGCGCGCAACAGGCGAGACACCUACUGCCCAGGACGUUAUCAAGAUCUGCAAAGCCUUCCGUGAUGAUCUGACACUCGACAACCUGUCACGACCCCAGCUUGUGUCCAUGUGCAAAUACAUGAACCUCAGCACAUUCGGAACCGACAUGAUGCUUCGAUACCAGAUCCGUCACCGCAUGCGUCAAAUCAAGCGUGACGACAAGGCCAUCAGCUACGAGGGUGUUGACAGCUUGACUGUUGCCGAACUCCAGGCCGCUUGUGCUGCCCGUGGUAUCCGAACACACAGUGUUUCUCCUGCCCGCAUGCGCAAUGACCUCCAGGCUUGGCUCGAUCUCCGCCUUAAGGAGGGCGUUCCUUCAACACUUCUUGUCCUGAGCAACGCCUAUAUGUAUGGUCAAGGCUCAGGUGAGGGUUCCGGUCAAGUUGAGGCUCUUAUCGGUGUCAUGUCUGCUAUUCCCGAGGAGCUGUACCACGAGAUCGAACUCGAGGUUCACAGUGCUGAGGGUGCUGCCACUAACAAGCAGCGACUCGAGGUUAUCCGUGAGCAGCAAGAACUCAUCGAGGAUGAGGCAGAGCAGGAUCAAGCUAGUCAAAGCUCCGGUUUCGCCACUCCUCGUGACACAGAUGAUAUCGAUGAGAAGGAGGAGAGACUUGCUCAAGCUCAGGCUGAGGGUCUUGGGCGAAAGCAGGUUAGCGAAAUGGUUGAGGCCGAGACUGAGUUGGCCAAGGCCGCCGAGUCUGCCAGAUCACUAGAGCAGGAGAUCCAGGCCAGCUCUGGUUCAUCUAAGGAGCAGAAGUAG